Molecule: messenger RNA, 1420 nt
Organism: Pseudocercospora fijiensis CIRAD86
Lineage: Eukaryota; Fungi; Ascomycota; Dothideomycetes; Mycosphaerellales; Mycosphaerellaceae
Exons: 1
Coding region: 709-1092 (127 amino acids)
Source: RefSeq, a predicted model, not a curated record
CUCCAUUGACUUCUCCGUCCUGUUGGCUUCUGUGCUGUCGCAAGCGUUCCACCGAGGCCCUUGGGCACUCUCAUUACAUGCCACAGGCGGAGAAGCAGAGAUAAGAAAGAACGCAAGCGUUUCGAUUUGGCGAGAGAAGAUAUAAGGCAGGCGCGCGGAUAUGUGGCAGAGAAAAUAUCAUCAACCUUUCGUCCAUCACCUACCAUACCAUUUCGAUCAAGAGCGACAAGGCUCCACAGCCUGAUGCCCUCAACUUGCAGAUCUUGUCGAGGAGUUGGGCAGGUACGGACGCCAUGUACCUAUUGUAACAAGACUGGGCAAGUUCGACAGACGAAGAUGUGUCCGCAGUGUCGAGGAGCGUCAGGAGAAGUCGACUGCGGGGAGUGCAGAGGAAGAGGACGAUCGAUCCGAGUGGUGGUCUGCCAGAUAUGCGAGGGCUCCGGUCGGCGACCAAGCUACGGCACUUGCGUAGACUGCGACGGGAGUGGAACCACUUGAGGGACGACCGAGGCGGCGAACAGGGUCGCGCUUACGGCAAGCUUUGAUAUGCGACCUGUGUCAAGCACGAGCGAUUUGCUGAAAGAGAGCUAGCAUCGCUAGCCGCCGGUCAUGCAGCGUGGAUUUUUUUUCCUGGGUUGUUGAUUGACGCAGCUGCAUCGUGGUGGCCGCACAGGAGGUGUGCCGCGUUCCAAGCUGUCGAUCGAGCAGAUGCUAUCAGCCGCAACCGCAACCGAUACAACAAGAGCACACAAGUCCCCCGGAGUGCGAAGCCCUGGAGCACAGUACACUGGAAUUCUACGCCUAGCUCACAAAACCAGCGCACCGGAGCAGGCUUCUCUCGCAGCUUUAGCAUCCGGGCCUGAUCCGGACUGGCAAUCCGUCCCGGUCUUUACCACUGUGAGAGCUGCUGUCAUUGCAACACUUUCAUAUGUCAUUCAUCCGGCCUCGUGGCCGCUCAGAAGGUCGAUAUACGGUUCUGAGCGCCGCCAAGAUGCAACCGUCCGACCAAGCUCGUCAGCUGUCCUCACAGCCUGUCGUGAGAAGGCCAGGCGAAUGUCUCGCGUGAGCAUGGAUUGUCUGAUCACGAUGUGAUCUGUCGACUUGGCCUGCAGGCCGUUUCAUCAAGCAAGCUCGGCGAGGUCGAAUUCUUCCAUGCCGAUCGGAUUGAACGCACAAACAAUUGCUCCUCUCGCAAGCGCAGACAAUGUCGGUGGACCCAUGGCAAGUGCUUUCUUUUCUCGUUCGAUCGUCGCCUGCCUGAAAUGGAUGUCGAAGCGAAGUUCUUGCUGUUUUUUGGUUGUGAUCUGUACAAUACCGUUAGUGUGACAGAGUCGUUAAAGCGAUUUUCUUGUUUGUCUAGCUCAGUCAGCCUGAUAUAUACAGUUCACAGCGAAAGCUAUGAAGCAAGUAUCGAUAACGC